Molecule: messenger RNA, 3054 nt
Organism: Pecten maximus
Lineage: Eukaryota; Metazoa; Mollusca; Bivalvia; Pectinida; Pectinidae
Product: ubiquitin carboxyl-terminal hydrolase 16-like
Exons: 4
Coding region: 11-1159 (382 amino acids)
Biological process (GO): protein deubiquitination
Cellular component (GO): cytosol; nucleus
Molecular function (GO): cysteine-type deubiquitinase activity; cysteine-type endopeptidase activity
Source: RefSeq, a predicted model, not a curated record
AUCCCCUACAAUGUCCGAUUCACAUGUAAGAGACCAUAACGGCAAUGAUCAAACAAGUACUCGAAGGGAAAAUGAAUUCAUGGAUUGGACACAGACAUACCAAGAUCCUGACAUCAUAGCAGAUAUGGCUGGAUGUGCUGAUAGACAACAAACAAGAACUCGAGAGGAGGUUGAAGGCAUGGAUUGGAUAUCGACCAACCAAGCUAAUGACAGCAUAGGGGAUAUAGCUGGCUAUACGGAUGGAGACAUCGCAAAAAACAACCAUCCUCAAACGCAGUCAGAUUUUCCAGUUGAAGAGAAUGCUUCGCCAGACGAAUUGAUAGAGAAUGGCUUUCAAAAUGAUAUGGAUACUCCUAGAAUAUCCACUGAAAAUGAACAACCGCCUACAAAUGCUGGUGAUAGAGAAUAUCCUAAAAGCAAUGAAGAAAUAGAUUUUGAAAAUCAUCGUCCAAGUCAGGAUGAUAUCGAAUUGAGGAAAGAAGAUCAGAAAAAUAAAAUACUUCCACAUCAAUCGUUGGAAGUGAUGCGGGAAGAUCCCACUGAUCUUGAGAGGGGACUUUUUGAAUUGACAGAAGAGGAAAUUUGGGACGAGGGAUGCCGUAUCUGUAAUUCCUCAAAUACACGCGGGAAACAAACUCACAAGAAACUCCUGAUCAUCGGUUUGCCACCAAUAUUUGUUGUUCACAUCAACAGGAUAGAAAAGGACGGAUAUGGAGGCCUACGGAAGAUCAACAAGACGGUAACAUAUCCUAAAUAUCUUAACGUAGCACCAUUCUGUUCUUCGGCUCUUCUGAAAACUCAGGCAGGGGGUACCCCUCCACGUACCUGGUUUAGACUAUAUGGAGUUGUCAGUCAUGGCGGAUCGAUCCACGGCGGACAUUACUACGCCUACGUCAGAGCCACUCCCCAGAAUGCAUCUGCACUUUAUAGCAACUUCCUGCAGACGAAAUGGAUGGACCCUGAGCGAGUAGAAGAAGAUAUCAAGAACUUUUGGCAGAAUAGUACUCACAGUCAUAAUAUGUCACCAACAAAAUCACCACAGGAUGAUGACAGAGAGACCUGGUACUUCGUCAGUGAUAGUAUGGUUCAGCCGAGUGAUGAGUAUUCAGCAGCCAACGAUGGAAACGUCUAUAUCCUGAUGUACGAGAGGUGCUGCUAGAAAAGGCAAAACUAUCAAAAAAUAUUUUUUAUCAAUAUCGAAGUGUUGUUUUUCAUUGACAUUCCAAGCAACAUGUAAACCGUUUAUGAUUGAUAGCGUAUGAUAGAUUUUUCAUUCAAAAGAUGAUAACACAUCAGCAUUUCAAUAUAUGAAUAACUGAUUAGUGUUGGGUGACAUACAUGCAUUGAAGUGUAUUCUUUCAAAAAGAAUAUACAAUGUACUAGGUUUGAUGUGUUAGUAUGCGUUAUUCAAAACAUUAUUGUUUAUAAAAAAAUAUCAUAUUAUCACGUAGUAUCAUUGGUAAUAAAAUUACUUUUUAUUAAUAUCCAUUAUAAUGUGUAUACUUUACUUAUGAUUCAUAUAUGUCUUUUUAAUUUUGAUAUUAUAAUUUUACAAAUGGAAGAAAGAUGAUUAACCAUCUAUUUGUAGGUUGAAUGGUUUUGAAAACCAGCCGUGAUUUGAUUUUUAAUCAGAAUUAUUUUAUAUUAAAUUACAGUUUUAAUUGUGUAUAAAUAAGUGGACGAUUGAGAUUUAUAAUCAUUUUGCUGUAUGAUGCUAUACAUUAAGUAGAUUGAAUGGUAAGGUUUAAGCGGUGGUGUUAGAUUCAAUAUAACUGGCGUAUAUAAAACAAAUGUGUCAUUUUUGGAUACAAGUAAAUCACGCAUAAAACUCACCUCAAUACGGAGUGGCUAAUGUCUUAGUGAAGAUGGUAAUUACUAUUUGGUGAAGAGGGUCAAUGCUAUUUAAUGAAGAGAGUUAUUACUAUUGAGUGAGGAGGGUCAUUGCUAUAAAGUGAGGAGGGUUAUAUUGUUUUAAUUAGGAGGGCUAUUUCUAUUUAGUGUAGAGGGUUAUUAUUAUUAUUGCUUAGGUGCUUAGGGUUUACCCACUUCCUAGCCUAGACUGGCUUGUGUCCCUUGGGGAGACUAACCCAUUAUCCAGUCGUCUGGGUCAAUAUUAUUAACCAUAUAAUCAACUAACGUUAUAAAAAGACUACAGUGGUACAAUCUAUAAAUGCGGAUACAAUAUGUAAUAUAUUUAUUGUAAACGUAUUCCUCCAAAAUGUUAGAAUUUCAAUAAAAAGGAAUAAAAUUUGGCUUUGUUCAAACUCUAAAAUGUAUUUACCUAUAAUCUACUAUUUUAUCAUUGCUUGUUAAAAUGUAUUGUACAAUUUUAUGUAUACCCAAUGAACUUUUUUCUCUACGUAUGGGAUACUUUGUAAGAGACAAUAUUCUUAUUGUGAUAAGAUAACAGACAAUGUUUUUUUUAAAUUAUUUUACAUGCUGUAUUUUCUGGUCGUGUCUAACUACUGUGUGAUGUAUAUAAGUGAUGAAUAAUAUAAAUGUACACCAAAAAUAAAAAUACAUCAUGCUCAUUAAUCAAAAACAAAUGCUGUCCUUAUUUAAAUUGGGCAAUGUGAUCAAAUUAAUUUGUCUUGAAUUACUUGACGGUUACUAAACGACAAUUACGCAUACUUUAUAUAUUAGCACAUAAACCAUAUCCGCUUUAUGUAUGUGAAUAGAUGGUCUAAGGGAGAUAAUUUUUAUUUUAUUUUUGCAAAUGUCUGUAUCAGCAUUAGUGCUUCAAAAAAUGUUUGUGCAUUAAGACUUCUUCGGUAUCGGCUGAUGUUUUAUGAUGAUACAGAGGGAUUUUUAAUUAUAAGCUUUGUGAUAAUUUUCUUGCUGAAGAGAAUUGUUUGGGUGUUUGAAAACAUAAAUGUUGAUAUGUAUAGUUGCUACUUCGUACAUUCGAGUGUGCAUGUUAUAGAUAAACAUUCAAUCUAUUUUCUCAUUUAAUACAUAGUAACCGGGGCUUUCGAUAACAUUGUGCAGUUAAACAGAAUUAAUUGUAUUUAAUAUGUAAAUAGCUGAGCUUGUAAUUAAAAUAAUCUUUAUGCA